AGUCUCCCGAAUCAGACCCUCAGAUGCACAGACUUCUGAAUCAGAACCACAGACUGCUGAAUUAACUGAGUCCAGCUGAGCUUCAGUAGGAUGGCAACCUACCAUCUCUCAUCCUCCAUGAAUCACUGUUUCUACAUCCAAAUUACAAAAUAUAACACUGCCUCCAAAUGCUAAACAUGCCACACAUUCAAUCCAAGUCAAUUGUCCCUAUAUUAUAAUAUUAAUUGAGCUACACAAUCAAUUUUAUACAGUAUGAUUUGGUCAUGAAACGCGAACAAUCCAAUAUUGACUUGCAUUGAUGCGAGUGUCCUUUUUAAAUCUUAUUUUAUUUUAGCGUCCUUUACGCGCCGCGUCUCGGUAUGUUUGGUCAGCCAAUCAGCUGUCUAUCCACCCCACUGCGGUCCCGACUCCGGAGGCAUUGACCGAUAUUUACUGUAAGCUCCCAGUCUGUUACAGCUGCAGUCAGAGCUAUUCACACAGCCGAGAGGACACUUUGGGCUAAUACUACCUACAGUAGCCUACGGAGUUGAACUUUGCGAGAUGUCUCUUCAGGUAGAGUUUGAGCGAGUAGCAGAUGAUGUGAAGAAGGUGAAGUCCAGACCUUCAGACCAGGAGCUGCUGGACAUGUAUGGUCUGUAUAAGCAGGCCAUAUUUGGAGACAUCAACAUUGACAAACCAGGCAUGUUAGACAUGAAGGGAAAAGCCAAGUGGGAGGCCUGGGAUUCUAGGAAAGGUAUGUCCAAGGAGGAUGCCAUGACAGCUUACAUCGCACUUGCUAAGGAGAUCAUCAGCAAAUACUAAUAUGAUGAUGAAGUCGUAUCCAGGGUGUGACUAGAAAUGGUUAUUAUGAGGAGAGCUGUAUCUCAUUCAGCCACAAGCCAUAGGUUAUGAGAAGCUACUGCACUAGGAACAUGAUACAUUUUUUCUCCUUAGAUUGACCUUUCUUGACUUUUAAAAUGUGGAGUUUUUUAUUUGAUAUCAACCCCUGUGCACUUUUGGGAUGUUGAAUUUAUGAUUUAAUAAAACAUUGUUUUAAAUUAC
Messenger RNA from Oncorhynchus kisutch (coho salmon), 1041 nucleotides. Its product is annotated as acyl-CoA-binding domain-containing protein 7-like. Gene Ontology annotation, biological process: fatty acid metabolic process. The transcript is spliced from 4 exons. Gene Ontology annotation, molecular function: fatty-acyl-CoA binding. Bases 541 to 801 code for a protein of 86 amino acids. Lineage: Eukaryota; Metazoa; Chordata; Actinopteri; Salmoniformes; Salmonidae. The record is from RefSeq and is a predicted model, not a curated record.